This is a messenger RNA of Salvia splendens (bonfire salvia), 378 nucleotides long. RefSeq lists its product as uncharacterized. The record is from RefSeq and is a predicted model, not a curated record. Bases 1 to 378 code for a protein of 125 amino acids. The transcript has a single exon. NCBI's taxonomy places the organism in Eukaryota, Viridiplantae, Streptophyta, Magnoliopsida, Lamiales, Lamiaceae.
AUGUUUUUCAGGCGGCGUUUUCGGAUGCACCAGACUCUAUUUAUGCAUAUCGUGAAUGCUUUAGAGCGUCGGUACACGUAUUUCCGACUCAGGGAGGAUGCGAUUGGUAGACCCGGUCACUCGCCUAUACAGAAGUGCACUGCCGCAAUCAGGAAAUUAGCCUACGGAGGCCCUGCCGACAUGUUCGACGAGUACCUCCACAUGGGCGAGAUGACUGCCCGCGAAUGUCUCAUGUAUUUUUAUCAGGGCGUCAUUGAGAUUUUCAGGGAUACGUAUCUUCGGAAGCCUACCCCCGACGACUGCCAGAAUCUGAUAGAUAUGCACGGGUCGGUGCACAGGUUUCCCGGGAUGUUGGACAGCAUAGAUUGUAAGCAUUGA